Molecule: messenger RNA, 843 nt
Organism: Jaminaea rosea
Lineage: Eukaryota; Fungi; Basidiomycota; Exobasidiomycetes; Microstromatales
Exons: 3
Cellular component (GO): anaphase-promoting complex
Source: RefSeq, a predicted model, not a curated record
AUGGAUGUGGAGCUCACCAAGGGGCGAGCAUUCCAACUCUUUGACCUCAUCGCAGACUGGCCAGAUUCCACGCCCGCUGUGGGAGACCUCAAGGAGUCUAUCUCCCAGACAUCCCUUCGGCUGUUCAUCUCACAGACGCUCAGCGCCUCCCUCCGCAAACGGCUACUCCAUCCAGGGGCGAGGACGAGAGACAUAUUGCAGCUGUACGUCUCUCUCGUCUAUGCAGUGAGGCAUAUCGACCCUCAGGGCAUCGUCCUGAGUCGGGUUGCGGGGCCUAUCAGGCGAUAUUUGCGAGCGAGGCCAGACAUUGUGCACGUGAUCGUCUCCAGCUUGUUGGGCGGGGGUGAUGAGGAUGAUGCAGGCUUUGAGCAACUCAGGAGCGAGUUGGACGCGGCGGGCGCAGAAGUCGGGACAGGGCCCGCUACUGGCGCGGCAGGGCGCCACGAUACCAGCGAAUCGCCCACCGACUACCUCGACCCCAACUGGACGCCUCGUCCAAUCGAUGCAGGACCCUCCUAUCGACAGUCACGCAGCGCAGACGUCAUCGCGAUGCUCGUAUCCAUCUUUGACGAUCGUGCUACGUUCGUCAAGGCGCUCGAGGUCAGCACAGCGCGCGCAUUGCUUAAGAGUAGGGGCUACGACGUACAGACAGAGUACCGCAACAAUGAGGUCCUGAAGCGCCGCUUCGGAGACGCUGCGCUCGCAAGGUGCGAUGUGAUGCUGCAGGACGUGGUGGACUCAAGACGGACGGACGCGAGUGUUUGGAGUGUAUUAGAGCAGGCCCAGCACGACGCAGCUAUGAAGCCGCUGAUCACCAGUCGACACUUCUGGCCUGACCUAGAG